This is a messenger RNA of Dendrobium catenatum, 1716 nucleotides long. Its product is annotated as probable N-acetyltransferase HLS1. The record is from RefSeq and is a predicted model, not a curated record. The transcript is spliced from 3 exons. The coding region runs from base 248 to 1459 and encodes 403 amino acids. Gene Ontology annotation, molecular function: acyltransferase activity, transferring groups other than amino-acyl groups. NCBI's taxonomy places the organism in Eukaryota, Viridiplantae, Streptophyta, Magnoliopsida, Asparagales, Orchidaceae.
UAAGAUCGAACUGAAGGAUUUACCCAAAAAAACAAGGGAAAACAAACAGAAGAACGGGAGGAAGAGGAAAACAGGGGAGUUGAUCAGUUGGGAUGAAGCUUUCACGCGUUUCAGCUAUUUUGACGCGUGAAAGGUCUCAACUUUGGGCUUUACUAUAAAAGAAAAGGGCUCUGCAAUCGUUUUUCUCCUCUUUAUUCGCUUCUCCUUCAUUCUUCUCGUAUUUCACAGAGAGGAAUAAGCAGAGGCCAUGGGAGGAACAGAGCAGGAGAAAAUGGUGAUAGUGGUGAGAGAAUACGAGGAGGAGAAAGAUAGGGAAGGGGCCGAGCUGGUCGACCGGAUAUGCGAGGUGGGUCCCAGUGGCGCCGUCUCCCUCUUCACUGACCUUCUCGGCGAUCCAGUCUGCCGUGUUCGCCAUUUUCCUGCGUUCCUCAUGCUGGUUGCGGAGACAACAUCGCCGGAAAGAGAAAUUGUCGGCUUAAUCAGAGGCUGCGUUAAAUCCGUCACCUGCGGAGAUAAAGGCCCCCGCCGCGGCGGCGGAGGGGCCGUUCCUAUCUAUACUAAAGCCGCCUAUAUCCUCGGACUUCGCGUCUCCCCAUCUCACCGACGACUCGGGAUUGGUCUGAAGCUCGUCCAACGCAUGGAAGAAUGGUUCGUCUCCAAAGGAGCCGAGUACUCCUACAUGGCAACCGACAACGAUAACAAGGCCUCCCUGCGCUUAUUCACCGAUCGCCUCCACUACUCCAAGUUCAGAACCCCGAGCAUCCUCGUCCACCCCGUCUUCGCCGGCCACCGCCUUCCACUCCCCCGCACCGUUACGCUCGUCCGCCUUUCCCCCUCAGACGCCGAAUCCCUCUACCGCCGCCGCUUCUCCACAAUCGAAUUCUUCCCCCGAGACAUUGACGCCAUUCUCCACAACCCACUCUCCCUCGGCACCUUCCUAGCUCUCCCUUCCGGCGCCGCUUUCUCCGGCAUCGAAAGCUUCCUCGCCGACCCGCCGACAUCCUGGGCCGUGCUCAGCGUAUGGGACAGCAAAUCACUCUUCCGCCUCGAAAUUCGAGGCGCUUCUCUUCUCCUUCGCGGCCUAGCGUGGACUUCUCGCGCGGUUGACCGCGCUCUUCCGUGGUUAAAAAUCCCAUCUUUUCCGAAUCUUUUUCGUCCUUUCGGAGGGUACUUCCUGUACGGUCUCGGUGGGGAGGGUCCGACCGCGAAGGAGCUGUUGCGUGCCCUUUGUCUUCACGCUCAUAACAUGGCGCGCGCCGGCGGCUGCAGCGUGGUGGCGACGGAGGUCGCCGCUUGCGAGCCCUUAAUCGAUGGAAUCCCGCACUGGAAGAGGCUAUCGUGCGCUGAAGACUUGUGGUGUAUUAAGCGUUUGGCGGAAGAUUACAGUGACGGCGCCGUCGGCGAUUGGUCCAGGUCGCCGCCGGGGAGUUCGAUGUUCGUUGACCCACGUGAAGUUUGACUCCGUUUCUAUGUUCGGUACUUGUAAAAAUUGCAUGACGUGGCGUUUUGGGGCGUGGAUUCUCUAUUUUGGGGUACGAAAGUGGGGUCGGGUUUGCGGUGCGCCGUUUUUGAAAGGGGAAGUGUAACGGUUAUGUAGAUAGCGAUGUGGUGCGAUGGAAGAUGAUGAGAAUCCCGUGGCUGGUGUGGUGGAGAUGAAGUAGAGGGGCAUAUUUGACAUUUCGCAAGACUUUACUAUAUCUAUCUUGAAUGAUAUUC